AUGUCUUCUCACAAGACUUCCAGAAGCAAGCGAUUCCUGGCCAAGAACCAAAAGCAAAAUCAUCCUAUUCCUCAGCAGAUUCGAAUGAGAUCUGGUAACAAAACCAGGUCCAGCUCCAAGAGGAAACCCUGGAGGAGAACAAGGCUGAUCCUAUGGAGUCACAUAGUCAAGGCUUGGGGUUUGCAUUGA
Messenger RNA from Alexandromys fortis (reed vole), 189 nucleotides. Its product is annotated as 60S ribosomal protein L39-like. Gene Ontology annotation, biological process: translation. Gene Ontology annotation, molecular function: structural constituent of ribosome. Gene Ontology annotation, cellular component: cytosolic large ribosomal subunit; ribosome. NCBI's taxonomy places the organism in Eukaryota, Metazoa, Chordata, Mammalia, Rodentia, Cricetidae. The coding region runs from base 1 to 189 and encodes 62 amino acids. The record is from RefSeq and is a predicted model, not a curated record. The transcript has a single exon.